CAUUAGCGUGGGCCCUCGCAAUGGCCUCGAUCUUGGGAGAUGGAACGGGUCCUGGAGGCCCCGGGCCCUCCCGAUGCCUCUUGCUUCUGCAGAGGUCCCUGGCGAUUCAGCUGAUUCGAGGAUCACCUCCUCACAUUGCAAACGCCGGUCAACGGGAAAGUCCAAAGGAACAUCCAGCCGAUGAGAUGUGGAUGUACGAUAAGGGCUACAAUCUGUUUCAGAGUUUCUUGGAAGCGAAUUCCAAAUGCUGGUGGAACGCAGCCCUGGUGGAUGCAACCCGGCAGCUGAGGUACAAGGGUCACGUGUCGCCGGGUGUGCUGAUGGUUAGCGGACCGCCCUGCGCCCUCGAGGUUUUGAGGGCGGCAUGGGCGCGAAAUGUUCUACGACCACCCGCGGACCAUUCGAUCACCUGCCUCGGUGAUAUAGAGGACUGUCUAGUGGCUCCAGUUUCCCAAGGUCAGUUCACGCCGCUGCCAGAAGCCUUAUGUUGGGCGAUUCUGGAGCUGACUUCUCAGAGGCAGGCGGCGACCUUGGACACCCUCAGAUCAGCCCUGAGAAAUGCCUUCCCGGCUAUGCAGAGGCCCAGCCGAGAGCUCGUUUACGACGCGCUCGCCAAGCUCAUGCAAGAACGAAAGAUCUAUCACACGUCUCAGGGCUACUUCGUUGUAACGCCCGAGACCAAAAGGCUUAGACGUGACUCCGGUAGCUCCAGGCGGUGUUCCAGGGACGUAAACGGGUCCAGAGGUCAGGGUAGUAUGCUGAUGAGCAACGACGAGGCGGUGGCACUCGUACACGGUGAGAUGCUCACUCUGCGAGACGGCGAUGUUACGCAUCAGGCUGUACAGACAAACCUGGCGGACGUUAUUUGCGGAGGAAAUCCCAAUGAUAAAGUCCUGUUCGCCAGGUGUCGGUCGAUGCCCGGCCGUCUCGAAAGGCGACAUUCUCUACGGCUUUGGGGCUCGGCCAGACGUUUACACAGAAGCGGAAGUUCACGGUCCUUACCACGACGACCCGAAAGGAGUGAUACAUCUUCCAGCGCGGAAUACGCGAGUACCGACAGUGCGCCUCACAGUCCAACCAAGAAGAUAGGCCUGCUCUCCAGGCUCUUUCGGCGGAGCACAAGGAGGAAGGGCGCACCGUUAAUGGGCACUUUCAGUGCUCAGUAUCCCCCCACCGAGUGGUUUAAUCCGCGUGUCGUACAUUUGCAUAGCGUUGCCACGCAGACAAGGGCCGCCAGCCCUUCGAUGAUGGAAGGUUUAAACCAAUCGCAGGCUAGUUUCCAAGUGUGGGAUGAUUCGAGCUCGGUGCGAUCGGCCACUUUACCAAGGCGACAUCGGCGUCAAGCCAGCGGUGACUCCUCGAGUUUAUUGGCCAACUCGACGCCAAGAAGCUCUCGAAGGCAUCGAUCACCGUGCUCUACUCUGCCGAGAUCCAAAUGCUCAAGCUUGAGCAGAUGUACGUCUAGAGCAUCUGUUCUACCGCCCAGCACCAAUCAGGAGGGUUAUCAAACGCGUAAUCAAACACAGAACGAUAAAAACUCGACGAAUUCGUCACCUAGCAGAAGCGGUGGUAGCUCUGGUUCAGUUAGAACAAUGAAUGCGAGUCCGGCUAAAACGACAACGUUGGGUAGGCCCAACACUAGGCAGACCAACUCAAGAAGACCGAGUCAUGACUUCAGCAACAUUGGCACUAAAUCGACCAACGGUUCCCCACAACAUAAGGUGCUGCAAAAAACUUCGUCGGGUCAUUCAUCUCAUUCUAGCGGCAAGUCAAUUUCCAGUACGAAAUUAACUUGUUCGCCAUUGAAAACGGCCACACUAUCCACGAAAUCGUCACCGCUCAAAGUCGUUCAGCAAGGUUCGCUGACUCCUCUGCAAGAGGCGCAGAACUCGAUAACUCUUCAGGUGUCUACCAAUCUAAGUCCGUCAUCACAGGAGCAACGGACGAUACAGAAUAGCGUGACGUUGGCCUCCAAUACGACCAGUACGACGACCAUUUCCGGCUCGCCUGGCACGAAGAUCUACGUUCAGCAGAACAACUCACCGAUGAGGUCCGUAAUCACUUUCGAGAAUGGCACGGUGAAGACGAAGAUUGCCGAGAAAGAAGUUAUCGAUUGCAAGGAGAAGCAGGAGAGAGAGCUAGUAGCCGAGAAAGCCUACAAGACCCGGGUGGAUGACGAGAAGCUUUUUAAAUCGAAACUUGAUGACGAAAAGCUGAACAAACCGAUCAAGGCCGAGCGUCCGUCGUCACUCUACACGCCGAAAGAUCCAAAAACGAGUCUUCUGCUAUCGGAAUCUGACAAGGAGAACAAGCCGAAAGUCGAAGAUGAAGUGCCUAACAAGCUGAAGCUAACAAACCGUUUGAAUAAUAGUCAAGCCCACUUGAUCGAUGCCUCGGCUAACAACGUCGACAAGAACGCUCUGGUACAGGAGGCUGCUGCGUUGUCCACUACAAAGAACACCAAUGAUGCGAUGAAUAACUCGCGUAAGCUUAGCCUGUCGUUAUCGAAGGACGCGCUGAGUUAUCGCAAUCUACUUCAUCCCGGUUCGAAGAAUAAUAUCGUUUCGAAUCCGCCGUCUCCUACCAAGUCGUAUGAUGGUUUUGGUGGCUCUUUCAAUGACGUAUACAUCGAGAAUCUCGAGACGGUGAAGCAGCAACGAGCUCCUCAGGGCUCCGAGCCCAACUUAGAGAAGACUGUGAGCCGAGGUUCAGAUUUGCACUCUUAUCCCAGUCUCAGCGACAUGCAGGUGCAAUUCACCAGCCUAGCGGCGCAGAAAAUCCUCAAGGGCUGUCCGAUUAACAGCGUGGAUACCUUGGUAGAGGUGAACAUGGCGGCCGCCGAUAAGCCCAACAACUGUGACGUUACCGUUCACACGGAUUUUGGCCUCGUUUGAAUUUCAUCCCUCUGAAUAUCGAUUAUUAUACCAUGAAGGUAGGACAAGGAGCUAUUGAUCCUUACGUCCUAUCUGAACAUAUUGCGUCCAUGAAAAAUAACGUGCCUCGAGGCGAGCAGUAUCGAAGAAACGUCACUAACGCCUUGCUUCUCAUAUAUGAGAAUAGAGAGCUACUUUUUAAAAUUUUUGUUUAUUAAUGGAAAAAGGUCACGGCUUGCGUAAGAAUAUUACACACGAAACACGCGUAACAGUUACCAAUGAUUUGUCGUUUACAUAUAUUUCUUCUUCCUGUGUCUUUUAAUGAAUCAUUCAUGUUCUUGAACAUG
Messenger RNA from Atta colombica, 3220 nucleotides. RefSeq names its product storkhead-box protein 2 (gene knockout). The coding region runs from base 21 to 2894 and encodes 957 amino acids. Gene Ontology annotation, biological process: positive regulation of transcription by RNA polymerase II. Gene Ontology annotation, cellular component: nucleus; cytoplasm. The transcript is spliced from 7 exons. Gene Ontology annotation, molecular function: RNA polymerase II transcription regulatory region sequence-specific DNA binding; DNA-binding transcription activator activity, RNA polymerase II-specific. The record is from RefSeq and is a predicted model, not a curated record. Lineage: Eukaryota; Metazoa; Arthropoda; Insecta; Hymenoptera; Formicidae.